This is a messenger RNA of Effrenium voratum, 966 nucleotides long. NCBI's taxonomy places the organism in Eukaryota, Dinophyceae, Suessiales, Symbiodiniaceae. The record is from the annotation of a GenBank genome assembly.
GGGCAGCCUGGAAGUCCUGGACGCAGCAGGGGCGGGCCAAAGAUUCCCUCAGCUUCAGCUGGCGGAGGAGGAGAAGCUGCUCUUCAUGCCGGAAGGCUACACAAUGGUCGUGCCGACAGCUCUCCAUUGCUUGCAUUGGGCUGCCGCUCGGAGCGGCGUUGAGUACGAGGAGGACGCCGUGGUCAGCAUCGACCGGCGUAGCAAAACCGUCACGACCCGCGAUGGCCGAGAGAUUCGCUACCACAAGCUGGUGAUCACAGCUGGCCCAUGGACCAACAAAGUGCUGCAGUCUGCCCAGCUUGACGGUCUGCCCAUGAUUGUGUCCAAUGAGCAGACGGUGGAGUUCCUCGCCAAGGAUGGCGCGCCCAACCACGACUGGAAAGAGUUUCCACUGUUCACCUGGAGCGAAGCUGGGUACAAGGGCCGAGCAGAGGACGGCGGGUGUCGCUACUUCUACACCACGCCACACUGCCCGCUGCCUGGCAGCGGGUCCCAGGGCGUGAAAGUGGGCUUUCACCGGCAGGGCCCUUUGCUGCAGACGGAGGACUUCCUGGUGACGGAGCAAGGCGAAGCUUGCAGCGCCCGGCUGCCAAAUAUCCGAAAGGAGCUGAGAGCUCAGCAAGAGUUCGACUGGGAUGGGUUUUCUUUGGAUGCAAUCCAGCAGUUCCUGAAAUCUCGGUUGCCCGGGCUGGAUGCAGAUCAUCCGGUGGGCUUUAUGCGAUGUCUUUAUCAGCUGACGCCUGACUUGCAGAUGAUUCUUGGACCUCAUCCCCAAGAUUCCUCAGUGGUCUUGGCCUGUGGCUUCUCUGGCUCCGGGUUUCAGUUCGCGCCGGCCAUCGCGGAUUUCUUGGCCGCUCUGGUCGCAGAGCGGAAAUUGUCGGAUCUGCAAGGCCGCAUGCUCAGCAAGUUCGACCCCACGCGCUUUUGAUGGAUGGCUGUCGCUCACUUCGCUUUUGCCUGCGGCAG